AUGUCGGAGCUGAGGACGAGGAGAACUCCCUCUCCCUCAUCUCCUCUCCCAUCCUUUUCCUCCCUGCUCGGGUUUCUAUCCCUCCUCCUCUCCCUUUCUCUCUAUCCUGCCUCCUCAUCGGCACAGCAGACUGUGCCUGUCAUCUCCACAGCGCAGGGGCGGAUCCGUGGCAUCCUGACCCCGCUGCCCUCCGACCUCCUGGGGCCCGUCAUCCAGUACUUGGGUGUGCCAUACGCAAGGCCUCCUACGGGGGACCGGCGCUUCCAGCCACCCGAGCCUCCUUUACCCUGGCCAGGAAUACGAAAUGUGACACAGUUUGCUCCCGUGUGCCCGCAGUCGCUGGAUGAGAGGAGCAUGCUGGGAGAUAUGAUGCCGUCCUGGCUCACGGCUAACCUGGACAUAGCGGCGACGUACCUCACUCACCAGAGUGAGGAUUGUCUCUACCUCAAUAUCUACGUGCCCACUGAGGAAGACAUCCAUGAGGAAGGGGGUCAGCGGCCGGUAAUGGUCUACGUCCACGGUGGCUCGUACACAGAAGGCACCGGUAACAUGAUGGAUGGCAGUGUGCUGGCAAGCUACGGCAACGUCAUCGUCAUAACCCUCAACUAUCGCCUAGGAGUGCUGGGAUUUCUGAGUACAGGUGACCAGGCAGCCAAAGGGAACUAUGGCUUGCUGGAUCAGAUCCAGGCUCUGCGUUGGGUGAAGGAGAACAUCGCAGCUUUCGGAGGAGACCCAAACAGGGUCACCGUCUUCGGAUCUGGUGCCGGCGCUUCCUGCGUCAGCCUGCUCACCUUGUCUCACUACUCUGAGGACCUGUUCCACAGAGCCAUCAUCCAGAGCGGCAGCGCAUUAGCCAGUUGGGCUGUCAACUACCAGCCCAGCAAGUACGCCCGGCAGCUUGGUGAGAGGGUGGGAUGCGGCAUCGACGACAGCACCCAACUGGUCGCCUGCCUCCAGGGCCGGAGUUACCGCGAACUCGUGGAGCAGAACAUAACGCCGGCCAAAUAUCACACGGCUUUUGCCCCGGUGAUUGAUGGUGAUGUUAUACCAGAUGACCCCCAGAUUCUGAUGGAGCAGGGAGAGUUUCUGAACUACGACGUGAUGCUGGGGGUUAAUCAGGGCGAGGGCGUGAAGUUUGUGGAGGGCAUUGUGGACUCAGAGGACGGUGUCACGGCUGAAGACUUUGACUUUGCUGUGUCAGACUUUGUGGAUAGUUUGUAUGGAUACCCAGAAGGCCGAGAUACGCUGAGAGAGAGCAUAAGGUUUAUGUACACGGACUGGGCGGACCGUGACAACGCAGAAACCCGGAGGAAGACUCUAGUUGCGCUGUUCACAGACCACCAAUGGGUGGCGCCAGCGAUCGCCACAGCUGACCUCCACGCUCAGUAUGGAUCCCCCACCUACUUCUACUCCUUUUACCACCACUGCCAAAGUGACGCCACGCCGCCCUGGGCUGACUCCGCCCAUGGUGACGAGGUGCCGUAUGUGUUUGGCGUGCCCAUGGUGGGACCCACCGAUCUGUUCAACUGUAACUUCUCCAAGAACGACGUGAUGCUGAGCGCUGUAGUCAUGACUUACUGGACCAACUUUGCCAAGACCGGUGACCCAAACCAGCCGGUUCCCCAAGACACCAAGUUCAUCCACACUAAACCGAACCGUUUUGAAGAAGUGGCCUGGUCUAAGUACACCCCUAAAGAGCAGCUGUACCUCCACAUUGGCCUGAAGCCCAGAGUCAGAGACCACUACCGUGCUACCAAAAUCUCCUUCUGGCUCCAGCUGGUCCCUCAUUUGCAUCAUGUCAACGAGCUCCUCCAAUCGGUGUCCUCCUUUACACAUAGUCCCUCUCCACAGGAUGACACUCCUUAUUCUUACACGAAGCGUCUGGCCAAAGGUUGGCCGCCUAGUAGCACACGGCAUCCAGGUUCACAAGGAGGUACUCCACAGCCGCCAGAGUCUGCUCUAGGCCAAGGUGGAGGGGAAAACGGGGUCCGGGUCCCAAAUGAGGACUACUCAACCGAACUCUCGGUGACGAUCGCGGUGGGAGCGUCCCUGUUGUUUCUGAACAUCCUGGCGUUUGCGGCUCUGCUGUACAAGAAAGACAAGAGGCGUCUGGAGCAUCGUCGGCCACGUCCCCUUCCUCCCCCGAGGCGAGACAUCACACCCGCGGAUGUCGCCGCACACCUGCAGGGAGAGGGACUGAUGUCACUGCAGGUGAAGCAGCUGGAGUGUGAUGCAGCAUCAGCAGACGAGAGGAACAACGCUCACCACCAUCACACUCUGGACACACUGGACGCCCUGGACGGUUUGGACACCCAGGACAUCUACAGCACGCUGGACACCGUGCGCCUCACCUGCCCGCCAGACUACACCCUCACCCUGCGCCGCUCGCCUGAUGACGUCCCCCUCAUGACCUCCCUGACCCCAGGGUCACUGCCGGUGACCCCUGGGUCACACCCUGUUACCCCGGCGACGCCGAUGACCCCCAUGACGCCUGGAUCAGUGGUGGGGAUGAGGAUGGGGCAUCCGCACCAGGGAUACACACACCAUAGCCCGUAUAGUAAUACACACUUGCCACACACACACAUCUCCACGCACACACACUCCACUACGCGUGUAUAA
Molecule: messenger RNA, 2619 nt
Organism: Chelmon rostratus (copperband butterflyfish)
Lineage: Eukaryota; Metazoa; Chordata; Actinopteri; Chaetodontiformes; Chaetodontidae
Gene: nlgn4xb
Product: neuroligin 4 X-linked b
Exons: 8
Coding region: 1-2619 (872 amino acids)
Biological process (GO): presynaptic membrane assembly; neuron cell-cell adhesion; postsynaptic membrane assembly
Cellular component (GO): synapse; postsynaptic specialization membrane; cell surface
Molecular function (GO): neurexin family protein binding; signaling receptor activity
Source: RefSeq, a predicted model, not a curated record